GCGUCCGCGCCUCCUCCCGUCACCAUAACAGCCGCUCCGCGCCGCUUCCCCAAUAAGCCCCCCCGGUAUUGGUGUCUAAGCAGAUGCCUGUCGCGAGAAGACCCGGAAACGCUUUGGACGCUUUCGUGGUUGUUUUUCCCCGCCCCCUCUCGGCUCACCGUCCUCCGUGACUUGCCAGGGAGAUGAGAGGAGAAGCGGUCCAGGCAGCAGCAGUUUUAUUCUGAGAUGCCUCAGUAGAAAAAGAGCUUGUUCCUUCAGAUGGCCAUCCUUCCAUUAUGGAUGAUUUUCUUCGUGUGCGUACCAGAAUACAUGUGUAAGUUGAAAUCUGCCUUCCCCUUGAAACUAGCUGAUGCACAGAACAAAUGUCCAGAGGUUAUGCAACAGGUUUUGAAAGAUGGCUUUCACAGAGAUCUCUUGAUUAAGAUAAAUCUUGGUAUAUUUGAUGAAGUCAUAAGAAGCUGCACAGUGGCAAUGAAAGUACACCUUCCCAGUGGACUAUAUGUGGAUCCCUAUGAAUUGACAUCUUUGCAAAAGUACAAUCUCACUGAGGCAUUGGUAAUUUCAGAUAAUGUAGAUUUGGAAGUCCCUGAAUACUUAGCCACUGACAUUUCUGUCCUUGUUUACAUGAGACCCGAUCCUGAAUGCCAUUUCUGUUUUAGAGCAUUAUUACCUUUGCAUUGCCGAUAUCACCGGCCAACAAAGGAUGAUGGAAAAAUCUUUACUGAAUUGAAGAGUCCAGAAAUACUGAUCCAUUGCCAGAAAUCUUUCCAGUCAGCGGAGUGCUUGAAAGAAGCUGAAAUAGAAGCUCCUUGUUCCCAGAAUAAUAUUCAUAUGUGUCAUUGGGAUAGUGUGACGCUCAAAGCUGUUAAGAACGAAUUGAAACUGCAGAUACCAGUUGGGUUCAAACAUCACCUAACACUGGUAUGCACAGGAACUUUUGUUACUACAAUACUAUGUUCCAGUCUUAUUCUUUCAGCUCUGUGGAAACAUGGACAUUUCUCCUUUGUCCAUUGUUCACUGUGAAACCAAACAAGUUUUUACUACUGGCUCAUCAUAGGGAAAAAGACUGUCUAACUACAACAGACAGACACAGGAGGCUUAUGAUUGGCCUAGCAUCACAGAUUGGGUGCAGGUCCAGUACCUUUUAUUUGACUGGUGUCAAAUAGCCAGUGACAAAGGAUGCUUAGACUUGCAGUCUUAACAAUAUCAAGAGCACUGAAUUUUGCCCAUGCCAGCUUUACAGCAUCUCUUGAAGCCUGAGGGCAUGUUGAGUCGGGCAUGCUCUCCUUACACAGCUCCUUGAUGGCAGUGGGUAAAAAAUAUUGUGAUCUGUUUAUAUUACUAAUAAAGAACAUGUAAUGUGCUGGUCUUGUAAAA
Sceloporus undulatus (fence lizard) is the source of this 1377-nucleotide messenger RNA. RefSeq names its product phosphatidylinositol glycan anchor biosynthesis class X (gene PIGX). The coding region runs from base 259 to 1023 and encodes 254 amino acids. Gene Ontology annotation, cellular component: endoplasmic reticulum membrane. The record is from RefSeq and is a predicted model, not a curated record. Gene Ontology annotation, biological process: GPI anchor biosynthetic process. NCBI's taxonomy places the organism in Eukaryota, Metazoa, Chordata, Lepidosauria, Squamata, Phrynosomatidae. The transcript is spliced from 7 exons.